Molecule: messenger RNA, 1466 nt
Organism: Culex quinquefasciatus (southern house mosquito)
Lineage: Eukaryota; Metazoa; Arthropoda; Insecta; Diptera; Culicidae
Product: dnaJ homolog subfamily C member 8
Exons: 2
Coding region: 144-944 (266 amino acids)
Cellular component (GO): nucleus
Source: RefSeq, a predicted model, not a curated record
GUUUGCUCGCGUUGACAGUCGCAGAAGAAAAACAAGUGUGUUUGGCGAAUGUUUUGUUCGUGGUGCGCCAAAAAAGCUUGAAUUUUCGCAUUUUCCAAGAUUUUCCGGCGGAAUCCAGUGUUCGUAAGUGAGUCCCUGUCGAAAUGGCUCAAGGUUCCGGCAACGAUGACCAGCGUUUCAGCGAAUUCUACACCGAGGUCAAACAAAUCGAAAAGCGGGAUUCUGUCCUGACUUCGGCACAGCAAAUCGAACGUCUUCUGCGUCCUGGCUCGUCGUAUUUCAACUUGAACCCGUUUGAGGUCCUCCAGCUGGAGCCGGACACUCCGAUCGAGCAGAUCAAGAAAAAGUACCGCAGUUUGUCGAUUCUGGUACAUCCGGAUAAAAACCAGGACGACAAGGACCGGGCCCAGGCGGCUUUCGAGGUUAUUAAUAAGGCUUACAAGACUCUUGAGAAUGAGAUUGGCCGCAAAAAAUGUUUGGAAGUUUACGAGGAAGCGAAAGAUCGCACCGACGCGAUGAUUGCGGAAAAGCGGAAAAAGCUACGCAAAGAAGGCAAAUCUGAACUCAUUCCGGAGGACGAUCCGGGCAAGUACAAACAUGCCGUGUACGUGAUGGUGAUGAAGCUGUUUGCGGACAUGGAGCGGCGCCGCCAGCAGCUCGACCUCCGCGACCAGGAAGAGCGCAAACGGAAGCGAGAGGCGGAAAUCGAAGAGGAGGAGCAGAAAAACUACCAGAAAGAGUGGCAGAAGAACUUUGAGGAAUCGCGCCAAAACAGGGUCAACAGUUGGCAAACCUUCCAGCAAGCGGCCACAUCGGCGUCCUCCUCGUCCUCGUCGUCAAACUCGUUUGAAUCCGCCGCCAUACCGGCGGCCAAACCGAAAAAGGCCAAGAAGACCAAGUACACGUCGUUCAACCCACCCAAGCUAAAGCCGGAAACGCGCUAAACGCACUCAUUUUUUAUACACACACAAGAAGAAUUUUUAUUUUCCAACAAUAAGGCUUCAUUCCGGUGCGUUUUCAACUUUCUCACAACAGGGCAACACACACUUUUUCAUCAGGGACAGACAGAAAAGAAAUAGAUUAUCACCGACUAGUAGUUGAGAGGCCAACCGAAUCGCAGUAGAAAAUUUGGACAUUUUCUACAAGCGCGCACGCGACAACUCUUUCAAAACUUGAAACUGGGAAAUUUUGAAGAAAAAAAAAACUCACACACUCUGAAUGUUGCACAAAUCAACUACAAAUUACAACAGCACUUCAAACUGCUGCUGGUAUCAAGGAAGCUUAUAUUACUAAAAACUAAAAGGAUGGAGAAUUACUACACAGUUGAAAGUGAAGAAGGGCUUUCUAUACUAGGGUUAAGAGACAAUCCGAAUCCGCUAAAAAAGGAUUUCGGCAAUGAAUUACAACGCGUACACGAUGUAUCGAGGAACAGAUUGUAAUCAAUAAAUGGACUUGAAACGUAUAAA